Messenger RNA from Oncorhynchus tshawytscha (Chinook salmon), 2831 nucleotides. RefSeq names its product serine palmitoyltransferase, long chain base subunit 1 (gene sptlc1). Gene Ontology annotation, cellular component: endoplasmic reticulum. The coding region runs from base 59 to 1477 and encodes 472 amino acids. Lineage: Eukaryota; Metazoa; Chordata; Actinopteri; Salmoniformes; Salmonidae. Gene Ontology annotation, biological process: sphingosine biosynthetic process; ceramide biosynthetic process. The record is from RefSeq and is a predicted model, not a curated record. The transcript has 16 exons. Gene Ontology annotation, molecular function: pyridoxal phosphate binding; serine C-palmitoyltransferase activity.
AGACCGCGCCAUUGUAUGGGAUGAGCAGUUUGUUUGCCCCCUAAUUCUGGUAACCAAGAUGGCGUCGGGGCAGCAGUGGGUGUUAGUGGAGAUGGUACAAGCACUCUACGAGGCACCUGCCUACCAUCUGGUCCUGGAGGGGAUCCUCAUAUUGUGGAUCAUCAGACUGCUGUUUUCAAAGACGUACAAACUACAGGAGCGUUCAGACCUCACAGAGAAGGAAAAGGAGGACUUAAUUGAAGAAUGGCAACCAGAACCCCUUGUCCCUCCGAUGUCCAAAGACCAUCCUUCCCUCAAUUAUGACAUCGUCACUGGCCCACCAAGCCACAAAAUCAUUGUAAAUGGAAAAGAGUGCAUCAACUUUGCUUCAUUUAACUUCUUGGGUUUCCUUGACAACGAGCGAGUGAAGCAAAAGGCCUUGACUUCUCUCAGGAGGUAUGGUGUUGGUACCUGUGGUCCAAGAGGUUUCUAUGGAACCUUUGAUGUCCACUUGGAGUUAGAGGAUCGUUUGGCCAAGUUCAUGAAAACAGAGGAGGCCAUCAUCUAUUCCUAUGGCUUUGCAACGAUAGCUAGUGCUAUACCUGCCUACUCCAAGAGAGGAGACAUAGUGUUUGUGGAUGAGGCGGCUUGUUUCUCCAUACAAAAGGGUCUCCAAGCCUCCCGCAGUUUCAUCAAGUACUUCAAACACAACGACAUGGAAGAUCUGGAGAGACUGCUCAAAGAGCAGGAGAUCGAGGAUCAGAGGAAUCCUCGGAAGGCCAGAGUGACCAGGAGGUUCAUCAUAGUGGAGGGGCUGUAUAUAAACACUGCAGAUGUUUGUCCCCUUCCAGACCUGGUGAAGCUGAAGUACAAGUACAAGGUCCGCAUCUUCCUGGAGGAGAGUAUGUCGUUCGGGGUGCUGGGAGAACAUGGCAGAGGGGUUACGGAACACUUUGGGGUCAACAUUGACGAUAUUGACCUCAUUAGUGCCAACAUGGAGAACGCUGUGGCUUCCAUCGGCGGCUUCUGCUGUGGAAGGUCGUUCGUCAUAGACCAUCAGCGUCUGUCAGGCCAGGGGUACUGUUUCUCUGCCUCCCUGCCCCCCAUGCUGGCUGCUGCAGCCAUAGAGGCCCUUAACAUCAUGGAGGAAGACCCAGAAAUUUUUACCAUCCUGAGGGAGAAGUGCAAACACGUCCACAAAGCGUUGCAAGAGAUUCCUGGGGUGAAGGUAAUAGGGGAAGUUUAUGCCCCUGCCCUUCACCUACAGCUAGAGAGAAGCUCUGGAUCCAGAGACACUGACGUGAGGAUGCUUCGCAGCGUCGUAGAUUACUGUUUGGAGAGACAGAUCGCACUCACCCUAGCUCGGUACUUGGAUAAAGAGGAGCGGUUUCUCCCUCCGCCUUCGAUCCGGGUAGUGGUCACCAUCGAGCAGACUGAAGAGGACAUUGAGAAAGCUGCAUCCUGUAUCAGAGAGGCAGCUCUGGCUAUCCUCAAAUGAUUCCAGACCAACCAGACCUGGAGUUCUCUGUUCUCAGUUUGCCGACAUUCCCAGGAUUCACCUCCAGGCUUCGCAGAGCAUCAAUCGACGUUGGAAAGGUCCAUCAAGGCAUAGCCGGGUGCGUUCAUCCACAAACUCGAGGAGGAGAAGACUCAAGGUGGACAACACUUUCUGUGAGAAGCGUUGUCGAUUUAAAAAAAAAAUCAGAUUAUCCUUCUCACAGCUACUUAUUUAUGUUUGACCCCCCAUUUUGCUGACGGUCCUCGUUCACCUUCUCACAUACAUGAAUGUAAAAUCUGGGCCUCGUCCCCCAACCGUCAUUCAGGUCACUAUCUGUUUGAAUGAAGGUUGAAAGUCUUAACUAAUAAACAAUAAAUAUUUGUAACCAAAGAGCUGAUUCAUUUUGUAAGUGAAGUUACUUUAAAAUUAUUUUAUAUACAUACUAUAUUAUGAAACUGUUUCUUUGUUUUAAAUACUGACACAAACCAAAUUGUGUAUGCUAUGAUUUUCUGUCUUUUGCCUAAAUGUUAGAUUAUAUUCCCAAAAGAGUUUCACAUUAUCGCACUGCGUUGUAUGAAAUGCACCUAUUUCGUUUUUUUGCUGUCUUGUAUACUAAUUCAUAUUUGAUUCCAAGCGGUCACUGAUUUUAAGACUUGCAAGGGGCGCCAGGGUAGCCUUAGUGGUCAGAGCGUUGGACUAGUAACCGGAAGGUUGCAAGUUCAAAUCCCAGAACUGACAAGGUACAAAUCUGUCGUUCUGCCCCUGACCAGGCAGUUAACUCACUGUUCCUAGGUCGUCAUUGAAAAUAAGAAUUUGUUCUUAACUGACUUGCCUAGUUAAAUAAAGGUAAAAUUAACAUCUUACCAAUUGCCCCACUUGGCAUCAUGGUUAGGUCAGCCUGCAUUGGCACCCUGGUGGUAUUUAUCAUUUAUUUUUAUGGUUGAAUGUAUUAAAAUGUUCUGUCACUGAUCAUUAAGUAACUUGCUUCCAGUGUUUUUACGUCUUUUAAAUGAUUUGAAGUUUGAUUUGAACAGUGAAUUCAAUUUCUUCGUUAGAUCACAUGAAUGAUUUGCAUACAAAUUUCACCUAAUGUAAUUUGAGAGUUUUGACACAUGCCAACGUGAAUAUAUAUACAUUUGCACUGUGAUGCACAUCAAUCUCGUUUUCAUGUUGAAGCCUAUUGUUGAGUGACAUGACACUUCUGCAAGACACACUAGUGUCACUUUUUUGUAACAAAGACAUACUCACUGGUUCAUUUAUACAACAUCCAAUAUGCAGUAUAUUAUGUGCCUUUGUGUUGCUAAAUGUGCUAUCAAUUUGAUUGACUAUUAAUCAAAUAAAUGGGUAAAUGGUA